Molecule: messenger RNA, 765 nt
Organism: Rubroshorea leprosula
Lineage: Eukaryota; Viridiplantae; Streptophyta; Magnoliopsida; Malvales; Dipterocarpaceae
Source: the annotation of a GenBank genome assembly
GUUUGCGCAAAAUAGUAGAAGCACUGAAAUAAGUCAAGCGAUAGUAAAUUCAGUCAGAGACACAAGAAGUUACAAUGGCUGGAACCCGUGAUAGGAGAUUAAGACGCAAGCUCAAGUUUCAUCUAUUUUGUUCAAAGAAGACUCUACGGAGGAUGAAAGCCAAAGCUCCUACUACCAGGGCGGAGAUGAGCCAUGCUAGAGAGGAAAUGGCACAAAUGGUUGCUUCAAUGGAAGAUUUAAGGCUCGAGCUUGACCUGAUGAAGGCAUCACGCCAGCAACAAUUUGAUGACAUGCUUCUUGACUCAGAAGCAGUGGACACUCUUAUCCAGAUUAUACUUCAGCUUUAAUUAGCUGAAGAUACAAAAAGACCGGUUAUGUAUUUUCCUUUGAUGUUGUGGCCCAAGUCUACGGUUUGGUUUGGUUUUCUGAAUAAAAAUAGUCUCUUUAUGUACCCUUGUCAUGUUUGUUGUUUGGCGUUAGCUAGUUUUGGUCCUUCAACAUCUUUCUUACUAUGGUCCAGGGUCCCAGCUAUGAGUCUUUAAUUAGGAGUUGAAAAAUUUUUGGGUUUUAGUUUUUUACUGGUCUCUUAGGUUGAAAUGCAGAUUUAGGCCUAUUCUAUCAGUUAAUUUAUUAGAAAUUUGUAUUUCUUAAUUAUCUUUGAACUUUGAUAAGAAUUGAGCAUGGCUUAGUUCCUUUAAGGAGAUCAUAUAUGUAAACAAGAACUGGUUUAACAUGCAAUUUAGAUAUUAAAAUUACUAAAGUACC